This is a messenger RNA of Triplophysa rosa, 2078 nucleotides long. RefSeq names its product hydroxylysine kinase, tandem duplicate 2 (gene hykk.2). The coding region runs from base 138 to 1268 and encodes 376 amino acids. The transcript has 5 exons. NCBI's taxonomy places the organism in Eukaryota, Metazoa, Chordata, Actinopteri, Cypriniformes, Nemacheilidae. The record is from RefSeq and is a predicted model, not a curated record. Gene Ontology annotation, molecular function: amino acid kinase activity.
GACGAUUGGCUCUUUUUACUAGAAGGCGGGACUUCCGUCGCGUGAUGGUUGCUUUUUCCUCCAUUUAUAAUAAAAGCACUGCUAUAUGAUUUGAUUUUCAGUUUUGGCAUAUUCAGUGCAGUACGACUUCCAACAAAAUGUCUUGCGACCAGCCGAGAAAUAUUCCUCUGCCAGCCAUGUUAGCCAAAGAAUCAAAGCCAAACCUCAGCCAUUCCCAGGUCACAGAGGUAAUCCGUAGGCUGUAUGGUCUGAACGCAUCUGUUAUUCGCCCGUUGCCCAGUUAUGAUGACCAGAACUUUUAUGUGGACUCCAGUGAAGGUGGAGAGUACGUGCUGAAGGUUAUGAACUCAACAGACAGUCAGAACGUCACUCUGAUGCAUCUACAAACUCACUCUAUGAAUUUCUUACAUCAGAACGGCCUUCCAGCUCAAACGGCUCUGCCCACCCUGACGGGUGAGCUCAUGAGCCUGAAGGAAUUUGAUUGUGGUUUUGGCAAGCAGAAAUAUUUGGUGCGAUUGCUCACCUACCUGCCUGGAACUACAAUAGCCAAAGUCACCCCCAGUCCCCAGAUUUUGUAUGAGGUUGGGAAGAUGGCAGCUACAUUGGAUACAAUUCUACUGCAGAUGGAGCACCCAAACAUUAGUUGUCUUCAGAGAGAAGGGUUUAUAUGGAGUCUAUCCAGUAUUCCGCUCUUGAAUCAGUAUCUUUAUGUGAUGGACGGGAAUCCUGCACAUAAGAUUAUUAAAGCCGUUUUGGAGCAGUACGACACCCAAGUCGUACCCAAACUGUCAUUGUUUCGCAAGUGCAUUAACCACGGAGACCUCAACGACCACAAUCUCUUGAUGGAACCCGACGGACCUUCGAAGUACAAGAUGUCUGGCAUUCUUGAUUUUGGAGAUAUGAGCAGAGGGUAUUUCAUAUUUGAGCUGGCCAUCUCUAUCAUGUACAUGAUGAUCGAGAACCCCGAUCCGAUAAAUGUCGGAGGGCCGGUGUUGGCGGGAUGGGAGAGUGUUUUUCGUCUCAACGAAGCAGAAAGAGACUGUCUCUAUUUGCUGGUUCUGUGUCGCUUCUGUCAGUCUUUGGUUCUGGCACGGUACACGGUCACACAGCAGCCAGAGAAUGAGGAGUAUUUGAUGACCACAGCAAAGACCGGCCUCCUGCACCUCUGCCGGCUUUGGGAACUAGGGAAAGAAGAAGUGGAAAGGAUUUGGUUCCAGAGCGAUGCACAAUUCAGACAGUCAGCGGUUAUAGACAGUAACCAGAGCUAAGUGUAGUAAGUUGUAGUGCUUCUAAUGUGAUUGUUCACCCAAAAAUGUAUUCACCCUCAUGUCAUUUCAAACCUGUAUGACUGCAGAACACAAAAUAAGUUUUUUUUAAAAAACGUUGGUAACAACACAACAUUAGCCCCCUUGACUUCCAUUGUAUAGAGACAAAACCACAUUUCUCAAAAUAUCUUAUUUGGUGUUCCACAGGAAAAAAAGAGUCAAGUACAGUUUUUGAUCGACAUGAAGGUAAAUAAAUGAUUGCAAGAUUUUUUUGUUUUGGUGAGAUCUACAUCUUGAUCGGAAUCAAUAUUUGUUUUAAUUAUGAGCUGCUCAUUCAUAAAAAGAUUCACAGCACAGACUGUGUAUGCUGAUGAUGUACUUUUUUUUCAUGAAUCACGAGAACACUCAGGGAAGUUAUUAACGUCAAUGUUCUGAAUCCCAUGUAUACUGUAGCCACCAUUGCUUAUUUCAACCAGCAAAGACCAUGACUUUGUAAUUGUAUCGACAGUUCUAAAAAUGUGCUUUCAUUUGUUUAUUUGUUCGAUGCAUUUUGCAUUUUCCUUGUGCCUUUAACCUGUUGUUGCACAACUAAUCCAAAUGCAUUUUUUCCACAAAACAAAGUGAUGUAAAUUAAUAUGAUCAUUGUAUAUUUACUGUAAGUAAAUUUAUAAUGGAAAAUAUUUGGAAUGCUAUUGUCCGCACAUGGAACAUUUGUUUUUAGGUAAAAUAAAGACACAAUUGAAUUAUGGGAUAGCAGCCCUGUUGAUGUGUGAUUAACAGAGAUGAGAAGUGGCAUGCAGCCUACAAAGUGAU